Molecule: messenger RNA, 515 nt
Organism: Entrophospora candida
Lineage: Eukaryota; Fungi; Glomeromycota; Glomeromycetes; Entrophosporales; Entrophosporaceae
Source: the annotation of a GenBank genome assembly
AAUUAAUUAAUCCAAAGCUUGUAAGGUGUAUUUGUGGAAAACAAAUUAAAUUAGACUGUGCAUAUAGGGAGAAAAAUUUGGACUGUCAUGGGGAAGCUAAGGAAUGUACAAAAAAUAUAAUAAGUGUUUGUAAAUUUUUUUCUAUUGAUAAUUCACCAGCUCAUCACCAUCAAAAAGCAAAAGCUUGCAUUGGUCUUACUAAUGAAAAAAUCAAAAAUUAUGUAAUGAAAAGUCCAUCUGGAUUUGGUGGUUCCAAAAGUAUUAUCAAAGCUGCUCAAACUUUGUUUCCAAAUAAAUUUUUUGAAGGUAAUCCAUUUUCUCAUACAAGAUUAACAGAAGAAGAAAAUUUACAACUCCAACAAGAUUUACGUAUGAAUGCUAAGUGGUUAUUGGAAAAGGACACUUUAAAUGUUAGAAGUACAAGUUGUUUUAAGUUUACACCUGAUGAAUCACAAAUCUGUUACAAUUGCAAAAAAUUAGAAAAGAAUAAAAGAUUCAUAAGUGCUAUCAAUAUG